AUGGCGACUGAUAAAGUACCUGCAGCUCUGGGCUCCAUCGAGAACCCGAUCAGGUUUAAGGAUCAGGACUUCAGGCGCCUCCUGGAGGAGAGUCUGGAGUCCGGGGAGCUGUUCUCUGAUCCGGUCUUCCCUGCCGAGCAGGAGUCCAUCGGUUUACCCGAAGACCCGGAUCCAGUGAAGGCGAUCAAGUGGCAGAGACCCAAGGAAAUCAGUGAGAGCGCUGUGUUUGUGGAGGGCACGACUGGGACCACAGAUAUCUGCCAGGGCCAACUGGGCAACUGUUGGCUGCUGGCGGCGCUGUCCUGCCUCACCAUGCACCCCAAGCUCUUUGUGAAGGUGGUGCCACCAAACCAAAGCCUGUCUAAACCCUUUGCCGGGAUCUUCCACUUUACGUUCUGGCAGUAUGGUGAGUGGGUGGAGGUGGUGGUGGAUGACAGGCUGCCAGUGCGUGAAGGCCGUCUGCUCUUCAGCUACUCUCGCACCCGCAACGAGUUCUGGAGCGCCCUGGUGGAGAAGGCCUACGCCAAGUUAAUGGGAUCCUAUGGGAGCCUGAAGGGGGGCAACAUCUCUGAGGGGAUGGAGGAUUUCACAGGAGGGAUCGCGUACUCGGUGGACAUCUCGUCUCGCACCCCCCGUGUCCUCUGGAGGUCUCUGACAGCGGCCCUGUCCAGAGGCAGCCUGCUCAGCUGUUUCAUUCAGGCCCACAGCUACCAGGACAUAGGUAAGGUGACAGACGACGGGCUGAUUAAGGGCCACGCGUACGCCAUCACUGACUCCGACAAGGUGAAAAAUGCCUCGGAUGAGAUUUUGUUGCUGAGGCUGAGGAACCCCUGGGGAUUUGUGGAGUAUCGUGGACCCUGGAGCGACAAGGCUAAAGAGUGGGACGCUGUGGACAAAGCAGAGAAGCAGCGUAUCGAUCUGAAAAAGAGAGAAGAUGGAGAGUUCUGGAUCAGUGCUGAGGACUUCUGCCGCCUCUUCAACAUCGUGGAGCUCUGCAGCUUGAAUCCUGACUCUCUUGACAUGGCAAAUGCACCUGUCUCUCCAUCCCCGCCUGCAUCCCAGGCUUCCUGGACCAUCAGCGAACAUGAAGGAUUCUGGGUACCGGGGAGCUCUGCUGGCGGCAGCCGCAGAUACCACCAGACAUUUUGGAAGAAUCCUCAGUUCCAGUUGAUUCUCAGAGAGCAGGACCAGCCCGAGGAGGAAGAAGAGGAAGAGGAUGAGGAUGAUGAAGAUGACGAGGUGGAGGUGACCCCGGAGGAGAAGAAAAGAGCGGAGAAGCAGAAGCAGAAAGCCAAACAGUGCACGGUGCUGGUGGAGCUGCUGCAGAAGAAUCGCAGGCAGAGGGAUAAAGUCCACUUCCUCUACGUAGCUUUCCACAUCUACAAGGUUCCUGAUGAGCUCCAGGAUGUGUGUCUGGGCCGUGACUUCUUCUUGAAAAAUCGCCCUGUGGGUCGUUCUGGGAAAUAUCAGGCUCAGAGGGGUGUGUGGAGGAAGCUGCAUCUGGACCCUGGUAACUACAUCGUUGUGGGAUCCACUUAUCGACCCAACAAUCUCGGAGAUUUCUUUGUCCGCAUUUUCUCCAAGACUGGAAACACUCUGGGGACUCAGGACUUCACCUGCUCCUCUGGCUUCCUCCCGGUUAUGGCGAGUCCAGUCACCCCGGAGGAUCACAGCAGAGUUAAGAAGACUUUUGAUGAGGAGGCCGGACCUGAUGACAGACUGAACGCGAAGAUGUUCAUGAAAAUGUUGAACUCAGCUCUCGACAGAGAUUACCAUCUGCCCCUGGAGACGUGCAGACAGCUCAUCUUUGGAGAGGACACUAAAGGAAGCUCUCGUCUCAGCCGGGAACAAGCAGAGACCCUGCUGUCCAGUGUGCACAAACUGCAGUCCAUCUUUUUCCAGUUUGAUAUGGACUCUUCUGGGACAAUGAGCCCCUUUGAGCUCACCUCAGCACUGGAAGCUGUCGGAAUGCAGUGUGAUGGAAAGGUAAUUCAGCUGCUGUCUGAGCGCUUUGCGGCCGGAGAGCUUCACAUGCCCUUCCACAAUUUUGUGUCAUGUUUCACCAGACUGCGCAAGCUCUUUGCUCUGUAUGAUUCACAGACCAGUGAGGAGGUGAAAAACAAAGGGAUCAAUGCUUGGCUCCUGCAGUUUGUGAUGCUGUGA
Molecule: messenger RNA, 2163 nt
Organism: Limanda limanda (common dab)
Lineage: Eukaryota; Metazoa; Chordata; Actinopteri; Pleuronectiformes; Pleuronectidae
Gene: capn12
Product: calpain 12
Exons: 22
Coding region: 1-2163 (720 amino acids)
Biological process (GO): negative regulation of apoptotic process; proteolysis
Cellular component (GO): cytoplasm
Molecular function (GO): calcium ion binding; calcium-dependent cysteine-type endopeptidase activity
Source: RefSeq, a predicted model, not a curated record